Molecule: messenger RNA, 11507 nt
Organism: Boleophthalmus pectinirostris (great blue-spotted mudskipper)
Lineage: Eukaryota; Metazoa; Chordata; Actinopteri; Gobiiformes; Gobiidae
Gene: ago2
Product: argonaute RISC catalytic component 2
Exons: 20
Coding region: 181-2805 (874 amino acids)
Biological process (GO): regulation of DNA-templated transcription; regulatory ncRNA-mediated gene silencing
Cellular component (GO): RISC complex
Molecular function (GO): RNA binding; endoribonuclease activity, cleaving siRNA-paired mRNA; protein binding
Source: RefSeq, a predicted model, not a curated record
GGGAUGGGGCCGUGCUGAGGACGAUGAGCGCCUCGCAACACUUACCUUUCGGAUAACUAACACCUCUAUUCGUCCGGACACCUUCUCAAAGCUUUGGCCGACGCAUGAGUUUGGUCUGAGCGGGACCAGAGUCUAGUGGAGUAACUCUUACGUCCACAAAACGGGCUAAAAGUCGACAAAAUGUACCCGAGCGCCGGAGGAGCUGAGAUGCUGGAGGGGCCUCGGUCCUCUGGGUCUUUGAGCUCUGAGCCCCCUUCCCCUCCUCUACCAGAGUAUGUGUUCAAACCCCCUCUGCGGCCGGACUUCGGCACCAUGGGCCGGACAAUCAAACUUCAGGCCAACUUCUUUGAGAUGGAGAUCCCCAAAGUGGAGGUGUACCAUUACGACAUCGACAUAAAGCCUGAGAAAUGCCCCCGGAGGGUGAACCGUGAAAUCGUGGAGCACAUGGUCCAGCACUUUAAGACCCAGAUUUUUGGAGAUCGGAAGCCGGUGUACGACGGGAGGAAGAACCUCUACACGGCUAUGCCCCUUCCCAUCGGCAGAGAGAAAGUGGAGCUGGAGGUCACCAUUCCUGGAGAAGGCAAAGACCGCAGCUUCAAAGUGUCCAUCAAGUGGAUGUCCUGUGUGAGCCUGCAGGCCCUGCACGAGGCUCUGUCCGGCAGACUGCCCAGUGUCCCCUUUGAGACCAUCCAGGCUCUGGACGUGGUCAUGAGGCACCUGCCCUCCAUGAGGUACACUCCAGUGGGGCGCUCCUUCUUCACCCCCUCAGAGGGCUGCUCUAACCCCCUGGGCGGGGGCAGGGAGGUGUGGUUUGGGUUCCAUCAGUCUGUCCGGCCUUCUCUCUGGAAGAUGAUGCUGAACAUUGAUGUUUCGGCCACUGCGUUCUACAAAGCUCAGCCUGUCAUCGAGUUCAUGUGUGAGGUCCUAGAUUUCAAAAGCAUCGAAGAGCAACAGAAGCCUCUGACCGACUCCCAGAGAGUCAAGUUUACAAAAGAAAUCAAAGGUUUAAAAGUGGAGAUCACUCACUGUGGGCAGAUGAAGAGGAAGUACAGAGUGUGUAAUGUGACCCGGCGUCCGGCCAGCCACCAAACGUUUCCUUUGCAGCAGGAGAAUGGGCAAACUAUAGAAUGCACCGUGGCUCAGUACUUUAAAGACAAGUACAAGCUGAUCCUGAGGUACCCCCACCUCCCCUGUCUGCAAGUGGGACAGGAGCAGAAACACACCUACUUACCUCUGGAGGUGUGUAACAUCGUGGCCGGACAGCGCUGCAUUAAAAAGUUGACUGACAAUCAAACUUCAACAAUGAUCCGAGCUACGGCGCGCUCUGCACCAGACCGACAGGACGAGAUCAGCAAACUGAUGAGAAGCGCUAACUUCAACACAGACCCGUACGUGCGUGAGUUUGGUGUGAUGGUGAGGGAUGAAAUGACAGAGGUGAACGGGCGCGUCCUUCAGGCUCCAUCCAUUCUCUACGGAGGACGGAACAAAGCAAUAGCCACUCCGAUCCAGGGAGUGUGGGACAUGAGGAACAAACAGUUCCACACAGGCAUCGAGAUCAAAGUGUGGGCCAUCGCCUGCUUCGCUCCACAGAGACAGUGCACCGAGCUGCUGCUCAAGGCUUUCACAGACCAACUUAGAAAAAUCUCUCGAGAUGCCGGCAUGCCUAUCCAGGGUCAGCCGUGCUUCUGUAAAUACGCCCAGGGAGCCGACAGUGUGGAGCCCAUGUUCAGACACCUCAAGUACACGUACCAGGGCCUGCAGCUCGUGGUGGUGAUCCUGCCCGGGAAGACUCCGGUCUACGCCGAGGUGAAGCGUGUGGGCGACACGGUGCUGGGGAUGGCCACACAGUGUGUCCAGGUGAAGAAUGUUCAGAAGACCACCCCUCAGACCCUCUCCAACCUCUGUCUGAAGAUCAAUGUCAAACUGGGAGGAGUCAACAACAUCCUGCUGCCUCAGGGCAGGCCUUUGGUCUUUCAGCAGCCCGUCAUCUUCCUGGGAGCAGACGUGACCCACCCUCCUGCAGGAGACGGCAAAAAGCCUUCCAUCGCAGCUGUGGUCGGGAGCAUGGAUGCUCACCCGAGCCGUUACUGCGCCACAGUGCGGGUACAGCAGCACCGCCAGGAGAUCAUCCAGGACCUGGCCGCUAUGGUCCGAGAGCUGCUCAUCCAGUUCUACAAGUCCACCCGCUUCAAGCCCACCAGGAUCAUCUUCUACCGCGACGGCAUCUCAGAGGGACAGUUCAACCAGCUGCUGGAUCAGGUUCUUCAGCAUGAGCUGCUGGCCAUCCGCGAGGCCUGCAUCAAACUGGAGAAGGACUAUCAGCCUGGGAUCACCUUCGUGGUCGUGCAGAAAAGACACCACACCAGACUGUUCUGCACCGACAGGAACGAGCGGGUCGGGAAAAGUGGCAACAUCCCCGCAGGCACGACCGUAGACACCAAAAUAACCCACCCAUCUGAGUUUGACUUCUACCUGUGCAGUCACGCCGGCAUACAGGGCACCAGUCGACCGUCUCACUAUCACGUGCUGUGGGACGACAACCACUUCUCGUCAGACGAGCUGCAGGUGCUCACCUACCAGCUGUGCCACACUUACGUCCGCUGCACACGCUCGGUCUCUAUCCCCGCCCCCGCCUACUACGCUCACCUGGUGGCUUUCAGAGCACGAUACCACCUGGUGGACAAAGAGCACGACAGUGCGGAGGGCAGCCACACGUCUGGACAGAGUAACGGCCGAGACCACCAGGCUCUGGCCAAAGCCGUGCAGAUCCACCAGGACACCCUCCGAACCAUGUACUUCGCCUGAAGGUCUCAUAUCACAGAAGUAUGAACAAGAGACCAACAGAAACUCAAACCUUUUACUUUCACUUGAACAUGCGUUAGCAUCACCGCUCUGAGGGAAAAAGUCCAACCUAACAAUCUUAGUGUCAAAAGUAGCUGGGCCUGUGUGGAGCUGAGUCUGUGGCUCAGCUGCUGUUUGUGUUCCAUUUGAAGCGUUUGGUGCUCUUACACUUGGGGAGGGUUCAUUGCCUAAGGUUUGUCUGUGACGUUACAAUUUAAUUUAUCAGCCAAUCAAAGACGAGUGCACUGACUGUCAGGACAAGAGUACUUGUAUGUGCGUUUGGGCACUGUGUGCUGAAGUGCCAUUUCACGCCCUCUGUGUUUAUGUCCAACCCUCUGACCCCUGCGGCCCCUGAUUGGCCCCAGUAUUCUCAUGCCAAAUCUCUGAGGCUCUAGAGCAGAGGUGUGGGACUGGCCCCUCCAGCUCCUCCUCCAGUCUGAGCCAUGUUCUUAAUCAUCUCCAGUCUGUCUCUAGUCUGUCUGUUACAGUUCUGUGUGUAGCAGACACAUUUAGGCAUUUUACACACUUAAGUUUCCUAAUUUAAUUUCUAUCAUGUCUUGGGGUCCUAUGGGCUGUGUACUGUCAGUGGUUCAGAUGUGUGUGUGUGUGUGUGUGUGUGAGGCUGAGUUUUAACUGAGUAAUUCCCCAGUUGCAGCACACAAGUUUUUGUUUUAUGCAAAUGACUUUUUGGAGUCUUUAUACUCUUAGAAUAGUACUGUUGGUAAUAAGGUAUAUUUUAAAUAAGCUUUCAGUAAAGGCUGCUGAAAAUAUAGAUUUGUACAAAAAACUGGCCCACAAGUAGCCCAAGGCUACACUCCUAUUUGUCUACACAUUUGAAAUGCAAAUCUUCUCUUGCCUUGAAAGACUUUGACAGUCUUGAGUAAUAAAAUCAGACAUUUCCUAAUAAGGCGUUAAAGGUCUGGCUACAUGUACAUGAGCAUUUCACACAAACGGGUUUGUGCCUGUGUCUGAAACUCUCCAUGUCUAAUAUCUGUACAAUAGAACACAUCAUCUGAGCGCCACAGGCUGUUUGUGCCCGGGCCUCGGUGGUCCCGCGCGGGGCCCCGGGCCUCGGUGGUCCCGCGCGGAGCCCCGGGCCUCGGUGGUCCCGCGCGGGCCCCGGCCUCGGUGGUCCCGCGCGGAGCCCCGGGCCUCGGUGGUCCCGUGUGGAGCUCUGAUCUGGAGCUGGAGACUGUGUGAGGUGUUGCUGUACAUGUAGCGUCAGUGUGAGUCCUAAGAUAAGCUGGUGAAUGUUGAUGUAGUCUUUGAGUGGAGAAGUCUACAUACUCGAUCUAUGCAUCGUUUGUAACCAAGAGAUUGACUGUGUGUCUGUGCGCCUCGUUCAGGGUUUGUUUCCUCCUUUUUAGAGCCUCUUGAGUUUUAGUCCGGUGCUUUUGUAGUUUCCUCGUGGUGUGGAAGGUGAACGUGCUCGUUUGUACAGUAGAUUUUUAUGGCUUCAUCUUUUCUAACAGUCUUUCCUAGCCAAACAAGAUUACGCUCUUUGUUAGUAAUAAAACACAAGCACAAUAAGAUUCUUGGUGCUAAAAGUUCUCAGUAGAACUGCCCCAUCACUGGUCCACACGGCGCCCCCUGUGAUUACGCUUCAUGUUUUCUCUCCUGGGCAUUCUGAACUGGCACUUGGCGCUGCCAUGCUGUGAGUGUGGCUCCCCCUGGUGGAGGUAUGGCAGACCGGACGCACUUUUGGAGCAGAGGUGGUUGUCGUCGUGUUGGGGCUGUAGGAGCAGAGAGGUGCUGGAGCCUGGGGUAAUUGUGUGGAAAUGGCUGUAGGUCCUACCUCUUGUUACCUGUUCUAGUGUUAUGGUAACAUCGCACUACGGGCCAUUUCGGCAUAAUUACCCCCCCAGACAGCGGCGUAGUGACCCCCCCAGACCGGGCACUGCUCUGAGCGUUUAGAGGAGUCCUGUUUGGAUCUGAAGCCUUGAGCUGUUUGACCAAAUAGUGUUUUUGUCCUUCUCGCGUCCCUUUUUGAUUCUAUGCACCAGUGAAAGCUCUUCAGAUUUCACCCGCGCACUGAAAACGUCUCACAUGAAUCUUCUAGUUCGAAUCUUUAUCCAUCACUUUAGCCCUCACAGAACUGCCAACGCUUUUCACGCGAGAUCUAACGGAGCAGAGCGGGGUGUUUCAUCGAGACUCGGCCGUGUAUACGACUAAAGCAGCUGCUGUUUCACUACUGGACUGCGUGGAAAACAAAAAUGUGGAAAAUUCUUCAAACAUUUGGUCUUAAUUUCUUCCGUAAGUUUCUGAUAAUUUGAUCUUUUUCAUACAUAUUUUCAAAUUCUCUCCUGUUUCACAAAUCCUCAUCUACAGAUCAAGUCACAAAAAGGUGAUUAUCAUGAUUUUAUUUUAGUUUCCAUGAUUUCGCAGUCCCACGUGAGUCUGCGCCGCCCUCUUCAUGUCACACCCCUGCUCUUCCUCCUCUUCUUCGAACGGCCCACACUCGGGGACUCUCCGAUCUUUAAGUGUGGAGCGUGUCGGUAAAUCCCACCGCAGCGUUCGGCACUUUUCCCUGCACCUUUUUUUUUUUAGAGCCGUGGAGCAGUUUGUGCAUUUCCUCUUUACAAAAAACAUUUGACAAUAUUGCACUAAAGGAGAACGGACCCAGGCAGCUGAUGCAAACUUAGGAGGAGGACGGAUUCAAGUGUCUCGGAGGUGUUGAGUCGACCGGAGGGGUCAGAGCGCGGCGCUGUUCCCGCCAGUUCAACGUGGCAUCAGUUAUAUCACAGUUUUAUCUUUAAAGGAGACAGAUUUUUGCUUUUUUCAUCUCAGAGUUGUAUUUUUAUUCAUUCUCGCAGGUUUAGUCUCAUUCACACUCGCAGCCCGACUCAGAGUUUACCGGAUUUUUACCAGAACAGAGUCAUUUUCUUGCAUUUCUGAUCUGGCAAUUUCCCAGGUAAGUUACAGAGAAUAUUCAGGGAACUCUCACGCGUGAAUAAAACCUGAAAAUGACCAGUAGCGCAGGUCGGUUUCCUCGGUUCCUCUGCCGGUGACGUUCUCACUCGCACAGAUUUAAAUGACAAAGCAGCGUUUGUUGAGUGUGCGAGAGCAGAGACACCUGAUCUCAACCGAUACCAGCGCGGAGACUCAAACAUUUCCCUCCUUUUAAACGAAAAUGACACAAAACUGGUCCAAACGAAUUCAGAGAUAAAUAAGAGCUACAGAACAGCUUUAGGGAAAUGCAAAUUCAAACUUUAUGAGACUUUCCGUACCGAUUAUGAGCAGUAAAUAUUUUUUUUACGUCCGGAUAUUGGCUGAAACGAUAUCCGAUCCAGCAAAACCAAUAUCAGAUCGGUGCAAUCCUAUUCCAGGUCCGUGUCCGAUUUUGUUCCUUCUAAACUACAACAUCUGAGUGAAAAAAGCAGAGUUUGUCGUCUUUAAUAGUUUUCUGGCUCUUCUUUGUGUCCACGUGAACUGGCGCGUGCGGCCGAGACUCGGACACUCGGCGCCGAACGACCGUGUGUGUGAUUGUGCGUUUUGACUUUAAGUGAACUCACCAGCCUGAACUUUUGAAACUUUGAGGUGCUCUCCCUCCUCCUCCCCCCGUUACCUCACCCGCUCCGGGGAAGGACGCUCUGACAUAUCAAACCAGGGGCGGGCGAUAUCGCAAACUCAGCCUCUACGAUCUCAACUUUUAUCACUGCGCAAAUACAGAUCCGUAAAAUCGAAAAACGCCGACUGUGUGACGUUUCUUGUGGAGAAUUCGCAGCGUUCUGGCCUCCGCCUCGAAUCGGCUCUAUUCACGCUUACGGAAGAAGUUCGGAAACAUGCGGGCGACGACUUCCAGUUUAUUUCCCGACUCUGGGCACGUGACAAAACAAUAAAACCGUGGAUUGAGCAGCAGCGUUUUCACAACCUGCCAAAGUUUUCCACGGGGAACGGGACUCUAAUCGCGUCUUCAGCGUCACUUUGAGGCAGCUGUUGAUCUGACGAACAUAACUGAACGCUGCAAUGACGUGUUUUUUAAGUUUCACAAAUUAUAAUGCACAAAUGAGUAGGCAGUUUAUAAAAGGAAAAAAUACAGUGACAUCUAGAUGAAGACUUUCGCCAACUGAGCCCGAAGGAAGUCGUCACCCGCGUGUUUCCAGACGCCUUCCGGUUUCGUGAUUAGAGCCGAUAUUCCACAGCGUCGGGUUAAGCGUGACGUCGCUUCCGAGUCCGAGGCGCAGCAGCUGAUUGAAAAACGAAGGACGUUUUUGUUUACAGUUUACAAAACAUCUUACGUUAAAAAGGGACUGCUCCACCUCACAGUUAAGUCUACUGUCGGGUCGAGGUAAGAAGCUGUGACUUUAUCAGGGAGAACAGACGUCCCUGUGUCUCCUGUCCCAACAGAUUUAUCCAAAACCACUGAUAAGUUUAAAUUUUAUACAAGAAAUGUCCAUAUUUUUGGCCAGUUUGAUCCCUUCCAGCAGUAAAGAGAAGCAUUUGUUUCAGUAAAAUUUACUUAAAAACGACCAAAACACAAAGAAAAUGUGACUCUACUGACUCACGUUUGUCAUAAAUGGUCUCUGCUGAACAUUUUCCUCAAUCAUGUACUCGUUUCACAAUUUUAUUAUUACUAAACACCAAAAAAACGUGAAUGUCAGUGUUUUUUUUAUUUUGAAAUUCUCAUCGAUACAGUUUGUGGUUAAACAUGCGCAAGGAAAUCGAAACCCAAAGCUGGAAAAAAAUGAGCCGUGAAUUUGCCGCUUGGACUCGGAAGCGACGUCGUUUACCUUAAGACACGCAGGUCUGAUCUGUGGAGAGGCGUGCCCCCUCACCGCGAAGAAUAAAAUGUUCUUUGAGGUGUUUUUGAGCCGUAAAAACGCCUUUUAGUCAAGCAGGUGGCCGAUCUUCCACCAGAAACUUUACACAGCGCACCUUAGACCCGUAGACCAAUAAAAGGACAACGGUGUUUUCACGUUUAAAUCUCCGUCUCCGAAUGAACAAAUCCUCGUAAACUCUUGUCGUAUCCCCCGCCCCUCCCCUUUUUAUCAAAUCGUAUUCUGAUCGACGCAAACGAGACAAACUAAUGUAACUCUUUCCCGGCUUUCCGUGUCUUUCGCGCCGUCUUUUGCUCCAACGUCUGUAGAUAAAGCUUUGAGUAGACGCCGUGUUUUCCGAAGUCUUUCUUACUGAAUGUAAUCUGAGCCUCUGCGGUCUCUGUGUGCACGUCUGCCCCCCCCCCCCCGUCCUUCGUCCUUCGUCCGUACACGACCGUUUGCGAAUCUCUAAGCGGCCGUUUUUCCGUUUUCAUCACUCUCGCUUUUUUGGAAAUCUUACUUUUGAAUCGUUUUUACUCCACUUCAGUUUACUUGUCUUAUUUUAUCGGCCAAAGCUGCAACCCGAAAAUCUGAAAGCAGGUUUAAAAUAAUUCUUUUUUUUAUUAUUAUUAUUAUUAUUAUUAUUACUUCGUCGUCAUGAAAAUCUUCUGGGCUUGUGUCUAUCGUCGUAUUUUUAGCCCGAUUUUUUUUUUUUUACGUUUACGUAUUCACCAAGUUCUAUCUUCGGCAAAGCCUCAUAACUUUACGAACAUUUGACGCAUUAAAGUCCAUUUUUUGAUGCUACCUCAGCGCAGUGUCAGGUGCUACCCAAGCUCAGCCCGGUUUUUAACUUCGUACUACAAAAAAAAAUCUACCAAAACUUUACAAUAUAGGCACCUUUUCCGAUCUGUCGACAAAUACACGAGGCUUUGCUAGUGGAUCUGCUCGCUGUGGUUACAUUUUAGGGACCAAAUAUCGACAUUUUUCUAUUUUUUUCGUUUUAAAAUUUCUGUUCCGAGCACAAUCACGUCGAGGUCAACGCUGUCUGUGCCAUCGUUUUAUCGUCAUUCAGCAAUAACGUGCGUGUUGCGAUGUAAAGUUUAGGCGUUUUUAGUCUCGCAAAAAAAAUAAAAAAUUCCGAAUCAGUUUUUUUUUUUUUUUUUUUAUGUUCUCGUGUUUUAAAUUCACGACGCUUUUUUUUUUGUCCGACCAUCACCGCUAUGUUUUAAAAAAUGGAUGAAAUGAGUUACAAAAGGUUUCUAUGGUUACGCUGGUUCUCAAACGGCGACGCGUGGGGAGUUUCGUUUAAGAUUCGAAGACGUUUUAGAUUCGGAAAUGGCAGAAAUUUCGAUCCCGACACGGCCGAGAACCGCUUUCACACGUCCGGGAACGUUUUCAGUUUUAAUUUCAGUUUGAUUUCCGGCACAAAAAUAGCCUUAAGUCGUCAAACACGCAAAUAUAUUUCUAAUUUUUUAACAUUUUAAGAGCCAUCAUGUUUGAUUUUAUACCGAUUUCCCCCUAAAUCAUGAAUGCAAUAACCUCUGAACCUUGAAUCCGUUUCGGCAGCGCUUCUUUUUUUUUUUUUUUUUUGUAUGUCGUUUUUGUUUUUCGCUCGUGAUAAUUGACAAAAGGGAAUGGUCGCGCGUUUUAUCCCGAGCAUUGUACAGCAGGAGGUCCAGAUGUGGCAGAUGUCUGUAGUGGUCCGCGUGCCUUGUCAGUCCCCUCGGCUCCUCCCGUCCCGUUUCCCCGUUUCCCCCGUCCCCCUUCGGCUUCGGUUCCCCUUUAACUCUGGUCCCCGCCCGGUCGGAUCUGCCACGCCGUCGAGAAAAUAAAGCCAGUUUCGUAAAGACCAUGCAACCCCGCGUGUAGAUGCUGCAAAGAACCAUCAGUAUUUUUGUUUUGCACUUUCGAAAGCAGACUCAAAUCAUGUCUACCCAUUUUGAAUUUGGGUAAAAAGAAAAAAAAAAAAUAAUGAACUGACGAGGUAUUUUUCUUCUAUCAAUAGGACUUGUACGGAAUAUUAUGAGUUUUGAAGAGCUUUUCUAAAAGUUGGAUUAUAUCUAUAUAUUCAUAAGUACCUCAUAAGCCUGAUAUAUGCUGCAAUCACUUGUUUCUUUUGUAUCUUCAUUUUGUCCAAGUCUGAUUUUGGAAUGGAGGGUUCGGGGCAUCCGCGGCCGCUCUCGCAAUUUUUAUUUAUUAUUAUUAUUCGUGGCCAAAAAAACGCGCAAAAAAAUAUUUAUGCAAUUUUUACGGAGCGAAUGAAUUUUUUGCAAAUUAAAGAAAAUGAAAUAUCAAUUUUUCUUUUUUUUUUUUUUUUUUUUUUAAUCAUGUGAAUAUGCAAAAUCUGAAUAUUUAUUUUCAAAAAUUUGUAAAAAAAAAAAUUCUUGCUUCAGUCAGUUUUUACUUGUCUUACUUCAAUGGCCAAAGCCGCAACCAGAAAAUCUGAAAGCGGAAUUUAAAAAAACAUAAAAAUUCUCUGGGCUUUUUUUCUCUCAUAUUUUUAGCCCGAUUUUUACAUUUACAUAAUCAAAAUUCUUUCUUUCAAAAAGCCAAAUAACGGGACUUUAUUUUCGAAAAUGUUAAACGAGGAAAAUUGGGAAUAAUAUUUGCAAAAAAAAGUGAUUUUUCUACAACUUUUGAUCUCACUCGGUAGUUUUUUGUAUUUUUUAUUUUUUUUUCUCAGAAUUUCAGGCCCGAUCGCAGUGUUUAAUUUUUAAUUAUUAUUUUUUUAAACGUGCGAAUCGAAACCGGGCCGUUCCAGACUGGACUGACUCAGACGUGACUCUAAAGGGCUGCUCCCUCCAAAGCCACUGCCCGCUGCACCUUUGUCUUAACGAAAGAUUUGGCCUUAAAAAAAAAAACACUACAAACCACCACACUUUUUUUUUUUUUUUUUUUUUGCUUAGAUUGUCUCUCUGAAGUUCAAUAUUUCCUUUUCGUCACGUGAUCUACCUCCAGAAUGUAGGAGCAGACCUGGACCCUGCUCCACCGACAAUCACCAGAUUUACCACGAUUAAAAAGGUCAAUUAUUGUACAUUUAUCAAAUUUACUCCAAGAAAUGUAUUAAGUUGCGUUGCGAGGUAAGAAAAAGACCAUUUAUAACCUCAAAACCUUUUUCAGCAACGCUUCAGAAUGUUACUAAUCAAAUGUUUAUUUUAUUUUAUUUUGAUUUAUUUAUCUAGAAUGUGUUUUUCUUUUAAAAUCUCUUCACAAAGUUCAGAAUUUAUUUUAUUUUUUUUUUAAUUCAUGGAUUCCAAGUUCCUGUUUAACAUUUUAAAACCUUUCACCGUUCGAAAAAGAUAUUAGACUAGUCAGUUUUAAAUGAAUCGCCAUGGCAACGGUCCUAAUUUUUCCAAUUUUUAAUCAUUCUGAAACCUUUUUACAAUCUUUGCUGCAAUGUUUGACCUUUUUACACUCCAUUAAUUCAUUCAAAAAUAUUCCAGGACUCUUGGUUUUUACCGGCCCUUUAAACGCAUUUUCGUAUUAAUUUUUAUUCCGAAGCCAUUAUGUAAAAAACCAGUGACCAAAGUCGACCAAAAGCUCGUCGCGGCGCCUCGAACCCUCCACGUAGUGAUCUCUCUUUUUUCUUUUUUCUCUCUUCUCUCGCUUUCUUUUUCCUCUCCUCCGUUUUGAAAACCAUGACAUGCCAAAAGUGAUGUUCAUUCCUUUUCCGAGGCUUUGUUUCGCUCCCGAUCCGACGCUCCGCUCCUCUUCCUGUUUGUAAGCGUACAUUUCCUUUUUAUUAUUAUUUGAAAAUGUUUAGUCUCCAUGUUAUUGCGAUUAAAAUGCUUACAGAACACGAGAUGCUGUAAAACCCCGUUAGGACAUAAUGUGAAUACGUAUCACUUCAUAGUUCACUCUUUGGCUUGACUGUAAGUUGCGUUAAUUAAUAAAAAUGUUGGAAAAUGA